This is a messenger RNA of Penaeus monodon (black tiger shrimp), 557 nucleotides long. Its product is annotated as whey acidic protein-like. The coding region runs from base 69 to 353 and encodes 94 amino acids. Gene Ontology annotation, molecular function: peptidase inhibitor activity. Lineage: Eukaryota; Metazoa; Arthropoda; Malacostraca; Decapoda; Penaeidae. The transcript has 2 exons. The record is from RefSeq and is a predicted model, not a curated record. Gene Ontology annotation, cellular component: extracellular region.
GUAUAGCCUCAGGGCCUACGGAAAGACCUAUAUUACUCCGCCUGACUCACGAAAACGCAGUGUUGUGAAUGCGAGUGCCACUAGAGAAGAUGACCGUCGGCAAGACCUACGUGCUGGAGUUGGCCGUGUUGGUAGGAUUCCUGGCCUCCUGCUGCGAAGGCGGUGAUUCGCCAAUCAUCUUCCCUACCCUCAAGGAAGGCAGGUGCCCCAUAAUCCGCGACGAGUGCCCACCCCCCGGUAGGAUCUCUCCCCCGAAAUGCAUCGACGAUGCCAGCUGUUCAGGGGAAAACAAAUGCUGCUUCGACAUCUGUCUCAGGCGGAACACGUGUAAACCCCCCAGGUUCCUCUUGUAAAGGGCAUGGAGAAGAGCUCUGUGGUUUUAUUAUGGUCGGGAUGUUCUGUGUCUUCUCUGUACACGUUAACUUCGUGGCUCAUUCUCUUGCAAGGUCUGUUUAGGUAUUUGUAUACACGUUUCUCUCUCCCUUGUGCAAUAGAAAAUUCACAGUGUAAUGCACUGUCUGGUAGAAGACGAACGGAUUAAAUGUUCAUAUUUGACA